This is a messenger RNA of Phascolarctos cinereus (koala), 2015 nucleotides long. RefSeq names its product cytochrome b561 family member A3 (gene CYB561A3). The record is from RefSeq and is a predicted model, not a curated record. Gene Ontology annotation, cellular component: lysosomal membrane. Gene Ontology annotation, molecular function: oxidoreductase activity. NCBI's taxonomy places the organism in Eukaryota, Metazoa, Chordata, Mammalia, Diprotodontia, Phascolarctidae.
AUGUGGCACCGUGGGCUAUCACUUAGAGUGUUUGCAAUGUGUUUCCAAGGCUGCCCCCUCACAAGAGCCACAGCUGUCCAGCCAUGGCUGGGGCCCCCUCAGGCCUGCUCCCAGCACCCUUGUGUCUGAAUGUUCCUCAUUCGCUCUUCUUGGGGGAGGAUCCUUUUCCCUCUGGAGCAUGAUGGCCAUGGGACAGUUCUAUCUCUUCUCCCUGGUCCUGGGCACCCUGGGCUCCCUCUGUGUGCUCUUCACUGUCUACUGGGUACAGCACUGGCGUGGCGGCUUUGGCUGGGAUGGCACUAAUCUCAUGUUCAACUGGCACCCAGUCCUGAUGGUGACUGGCAUGGUCGUGCUGUAUGGGGCUGCCUCCUUGGUGUACCGCCUGCCCCAGUCCUGGGUGGGGCCCAAGUUGCCGUGGAAGCUGCUCCAUGCGGUGCUGCACCUGGUGGCCUUUAUCCUGGCGGUGCUGGGGCUGGUUGCCGUCUUUAACUUCCACUACCACAACCGGAUCUCGAAUCUCUACUCCCUGCACAGCUGGCUGGGGAUCACGGCCGUCGCCCUUUUUGCCUGCCAGUGGCUUCUGGGCUUUACCAUCUUCCUGUUACCCUGGGCAUCGCUGUCGCUCCGCAGCCUCCUCAAGCCCAUCCAUGUCUUCUCUGGGGCUAUCAUCCUGUCCCUGUCCAUGGCCUCGGUCCUUUCCGGAAUCAACGAGAAGCUCUUCUUCAGUCUGAAGAACGCAACUGCCCCCUACUCCAGCCUCCCCCCGGAGGCCUGCUUUGCCAACAUCACCGGAAUGCUGGUGGUCGCCUUUGUGGGAAUUGUGCUCUACAUCCUCCUGGUCUCGUCAUGGAAGCGGCCCGAACCAGGCGUCCUGACCGACAGACAGCUUCGGUUCCAGCUGGGACCUGGAUCUCGGCCUUACCCUGUUGCCUACAUGCCGGUUGCGUCCGGGCCCUCCCAAUAACUCUGCCAACCUGUCCUCUCAAGAAACUUGCAUCAUAGUGGGGACUAAUAACAGGGCUGCCUUUGGACUUGAUCUUCCAGACUCUUCUCGCCCCUCACCCCUCACUAGGCUGGGACCUGCUCCUGGCCCCUCAGGUUCAGCCUCCUAACACCCCCCACUCCCAGCACCCUUCCUCAGGAACUCUUCACACUCUUGGAAAUGGUGGAGAAGACUCGGGUGGCGCCAUCAUCCCGGCAGGGCCAGGGGCACCGUUGGACCAUCCGGCUUCCAGAGCUGCCUCUUCUUCACCCAUCCCUGCCCACUUGGACACAGCCAGAUUUCCACCCCCUCUCUGGGCUGGGCUGACCAAGGCCCCAGGAGGGCAGCAUGAACCCUCCCAGAGCGAGUCCCCAUACGCCACGCUCGGGCGCAGAUGCCUCACAGGAGACUCAGACUCCUGAGCUAAAUCUACUUCUCGCUCCUUCUGAGGCUGGUCUUUUCCUUGUUUCCCCUUCUCAUCGCUGGUGUGGUCCUCUGCUUCCCUCCCAAACCAGGCCUGGCUUGGCCAAGGGCUCAGGCUCUCCGAGCGUGGCCUGCUAGUUGGACAGCAAACCCAGGAAGGUGUAGCACUCUCAUAGCUCUCCUCGGAGCACUCAGCCCACUGGCUCGGCGAGUGGCCCGCAUUUGCAGGCCAGGGUGCAGCUGGGCUCAGCCUCUUUGGGCUGCCUGAAAGUUUUCAUUCAGUGUAUUUUUAAGGAUCCAAGACUGCCAGGCUUUCUGGCUUGAUGAUAUCAGCAAAUUUUGCCUCAAUGCAAAGGGAAGACACACUUUCUAAGGAGCGUGAUCGGAGCUGAGCUUAUUUAGUGUAGAGUGGGGCCGAUCCUGCAGGGGGGCUGGGGCUGUGUGGCCUCUGGCCAGGGUUCUGUCGGAGCUCCUCCUGCCCUGCUAAGGCCAAGGCCUUAGCACUGCUGAGCUUGAGGGGAGGUGGCUUUUCUACUUGUGAAGAUCCUUUCUAACUUCCUAAGUUGUAAUCUUUUAACCCCUCCUUACCAGUAAAGUUGUUUUUACUGCA